This is a messenger RNA of Oppiella nova, 843 nucleotides long. The record is from the annotation of a GenBank genome assembly. Lineage: Eukaryota; Metazoa; Arthropoda; Arachnida; Sarcoptiformes; Oppiidae.
GGCGAUAUCAUUAAAGUGACCCCGAGCUCCAAGGUGGUGGGCGACCUGGCUCAGUUCAUGGUCCAGAAUCAACUGUCCGCUCGCGAUGUCGAGGACAGGGCCGAAGAGUUGAGUUUCCCGUCAUCGGUGGUCGAGUUUAUGCAGGGAUUCAUUGGCGAGCCGUACGGAGGCUUCCCGGAGCCGCUCAGGAGUAAGAUAUUGAAGGGUUUGGCGCCGAUUAGGGGUCGACCGGGACAGCACUUACCGCCGAUAAACUUCGUGCAGCUCAGGGACGAGUUGAUCGAAAAACACGGCGAACCCGUCAGUGAUUACGACGUGAUGUCGUCGGCCAUGUAUCCCAAAGUGUGCGACGAGUUCAUCGACUUCCGGCGCGAGUUCGGACCCGUCAGCCUAUUUGACACCAGAAUAUUCCUCACCGGACCUAAAGUGGGCGAAGAGUUUGAGGUGACACUCGAGAAGGGAAAGGUGUUGCACAUCACAACUCUAGCCGUGUCCGAGACGCGCACCGAUACCGGGGAACGGGAGGUGUUCUUCGAACUUAAUGGUCAAUUGAGAAGUUUUCUCGUCAAAGACAAAUCCGUCGCUAAAGAACUGAAGUCUAAUCCGAAAGCCCUGAAGGGCGUGAAGGGGUCGGUGGGCGCCCCUAUGCCGGGCACUGUCAUCGAAGUGCGCGUCCAGGAGGGCGACAAAGUAGAGAAGGGACAACCGUUGAUAGUGUUGUCGGCCAUGAAGAUGGAAAUGAUAGUGCAGUCGCCGAUCGCCGGAACCGUUAAGAAGAUAUACGCCUCGAAAGACAUGAAACUGGAGGGCGACGACCUCGUGAUGGACAUCGAUGUCGACUGA